Boleophthalmus pectinirostris (great blue-spotted mudskipper) is the source of this 4537-nucleotide messenger RNA. It is a transcript of the gene pam, whose product is annotated as peptidylglycine alpha-amidating monooxygenase. The record is from RefSeq and is a predicted model, not a curated record. Gene Ontology annotation, molecular function: copper ion binding; protein binding; peptidylglycine monooxygenase activity. Gene Ontology annotation, biological process: peptide metabolic process. The coding region runs from base 282 to 2942 and encodes 886 amino acids. NCBI's taxonomy places the organism in Eukaryota, Metazoa, Chordata, Actinopteri, Gobiiformes, Gobiidae. The transcript is spliced from 26 exons. Gene Ontology annotation, cellular component: membrane; extracellular region.
ACACCACCGGAGCAAAUGAGUUAUAGCGUAUAACUCAUAAUACUGAAUCUAUAGAGUUUUAUUGUGAAAGUCUCUGGCCGACAGACAGUUUUUUUCGCAGACGCAGACGCCCGUCGCAUCACAGAGAGGUUUCAGAGGCAGCUGCUGCGAACAGUUUGCAUAUUCUUGCUUAUGGAGGCAGGCAACCCGACAGAAUGAUGAAUGAGUAAAGACUCUGUGGACAAGUGUGUUAUUCAAAUCCUUCAGCAUCCAGGAUAACAGAAGAAGGUGCUGGGGGAAAAAUGGCUCUUUCUGUUUGCUGUUUGAUGACCCUAGCGGUCAUCUGUAUCACCCAUAGCCUGGCAAUAACUGAUCAACUCCACAGGUUUAAAAGGUCUGAUCAAAAUGUACCUGGAAGCUGUGGGCCAGUGUCCAGGCAGUCUCUGUUCAGGGGGAACUCCAAUAAUUUCACAGUAGACCUUCGAAUGCCAGGUGUUGUUCCCCCUCAUUCGGACUCGUACUUGUGCAUGGCCUUUCCUGUACCAACAAAUCAGGAGGUCUACAUUGUGGACUUUACUCCUUAUGCCAGUAUGGACACAGUUCAUCACAUGCUACUGUUUAGCUGCCAGACUCCUGUCUCUACAAGUGGCUACUGGGACUGUGGCAGUGCACAAGGAACCUGUGAAGAUGAGUCCUCCAUUAUGUAUGCCUGGGCUCGGAACGCACCACCAACCAAACUGCCAAAAGAUGUUGGAUUUAAAAUUGGAGGGCAUUCAAGAAUGUCCUACUUUGUACUACAAAUGCAUUAUGGUGAUGUAACUGCUUUUAGAGACCAUCAUAAGGAUUGCUCAGGACUCUCCCUGACUCUGACAACUAAACCGCAGCCUUUUAUUGCUGGUAUAUAUCUUAUGAUGACAGUAGAUACAGUCAUUCCUCCUGGAAACAUUGUUACAAAUGCAGAUUCUGCCUGUGAUUACACUUCAUACCCCAUGUACCCGUUUGCCUUCAGGACCCACACUCACCACCUUGGUAAAGUGGUGAGUGGCUACAGGGUCAGAGAUGGGAAGUGGACCUUGAUUGGGAGACAGUCCCCUCAGCUUCCACAGGCUUUUUACCCGGCUAAUAAAGAUGUGGAUAUUAAAUAUGGUGACACACUGGCAGCUAGAUGCGUUUUUACUGGUGAAGGGCAAACCUCUAAAACUUAUAUCGGUGGUACCUCUGAUGAUGAGAUGUGCAAUUUCUAUAUAAUGUACUACAUGGACAAGAAACACGCUGUCCCCUUCUUCAACUGCAUGAAAACAGGCUCAAAAGAGUUGUUCCAGGAAAUCCCCGCUGAGGCCAAUGUCCCCAUUGCUGUGCCACCAAACCUAAUGCAUUCUAUGAUGCAUAAAGGACGUUCAGAUCUCCAUGAUAUGGCACCCAAAGAUGCUGCUCAGAAUAAGGACCAAGAUUUGCAUUUGGAGCAAGUGAUAAAUUGGCCACAGGGACCCCUUCAGCUGGGGCAGGUAUCAGGACUGGCCAUAGACUCUGACUCAAACCUGGUAAUUUUCCAUCGCGGUGACCGCUACUGGGAAAAGAAGUAUGUUUCUCUUAUAUCAUUUGAUUCAAAAGAUAGAUACCAGCAGAAAACUCUCGGACCAAUUCAGCAAUCCACUAUCUUGCUUCUUGACACUGUAAAUGGCAAGAUCCUAAAGGCAUCAGGCAGGAACAUGUUUUAUUUGCCUCAUGGAAUAACUACAGACGGAAACUUUUACUGGGUAACUGAUGUUGCUCUUCAUCAGGUAUUUAAAGUGAGCAGUGAUGGCAGAGACCAAAUACUUCUGAGUCUGGGAGAGGCUUUUGUACCAGGAAGUGACCAUUACCACUUCUGCAAACCCACUGAUGUUGCAGUAGACAGUGAAAAUGGAAACGUCUUUAUUUCAGAUGGCUAUUGCAACGCUAGAAUACUAAAGUUUUCAGCAGAUGGCAAAUACUUGUCUCAGUGGGGUGCAGGCUACUCAGACAGAAGAAUGCACAUCCCAUUCAGGAUACCCCACAGUCUGGUCUUCCUUCCCGACAGACGCGAACUGUGUGUUGCCGACAGGGAGAAUGGUCGUAUCCAGUGCUUUAUUGCGGAAACUGGGGAGUUUGUCAAAGAAAUCAAGAAAGAGGAAUUUUCUGGUGAAGUCUUUGCAAUCACAUAUAGCCCUGUUGGAGAUGGGUUGAUCUAUGCUGUUAAUGGCGAGUCUCCAUUUGGCAUUUCUUCACCUCCAAAGGGUUUUGUAAUCAGUUAUUCUACCAAGGAUAUAAUAGACACAUUCCAGCCAGAUCACAAGGACUUCAAAAUGCCGCAUGACAUUGUUGUGACCAAUGAUGGCAGUGUGUUUGUUGGGGAUGUAGGGACAAAAGCAGUCUACAAGUUUACCUCUGAAAAAGCACAUCGAUCUGUCAAAAAAGCUGGGAUUGAAGUUCAGGAGCUUGAGGAAGUGGAGGCAUAUGUUCAAGCCAAACUUAAACCAGAGCCCAAAUUAAAAUCUGAGCCUAAAAUUGAAAGGGCCACUGUGGGUCCACAGAAGCAAACUGUUCCACAAAUACAGAAGAUGGUGGAUGGAGAUACAGAGAAGACAAAGGCAGCGGUGAAGCCGAACAAGGAUCAGAGCGUGUUCCCCGUUGUCAUGACAACUCUGCUACUCGUACCUUUGCUCCUGGUUGUCAUCAUGGCAGGUUUCAUAUGCUACAGGAAAAGAAAUCAGUUUGAAGUGAAGCCCGAACCAACUACUGUGGGAGGAAUCUUGGGUAAACUAAGAGGUAAAGCUGUGGGCAGCCUGAAUCUGGGUAACUUCUUUGCGGCUCACAAAGGCUACAGUCGACAGGGCUUUGACCAAUUGAGCACCGAGGGCAGUGACCAGGAGAGGAUCGAAGAGGACAGCAGUGACUCGGAGAACGAAGAGUACUCUGCCCUGCCCCCACCCCGUACUUCCUAGAUGGUCUGUCCAUGCUUACAUUAUCAGGAUGUCCAGUUUUGUUGCCAAUGUUUUUUCCUAUUUAUAUAUUCAGUGUAUAUUGUGGUCUGUUUUGUUUUAUAAUGUAAAUACAUUCAGGGUAGUUAAUAAUAAUUCAUUUACAAUUACUUUUAAAAUGGUUUUGACCAUAAAACAUCUAACAGAGAAUUUCUAGAUAAUUGAUGACUGGUGGUAAAUCUGAAAAUUAUAUUGUAACCCUUUUGCAUUACAAGAGAAAUAAUUUCUGAUUAAUAUUUUAAUAUCAAACUACUGUUUUGUUUGUAAGAGACCAGGCAGGGUAUGAUAUUUCAUUAUAAUUUCUCAAACAAUUGUGUUCUGAGGCCUCCAUGCUGUGCCCUCACUCCCCUUCACUCUGAUAAAUCCAAUAUUUAAAUGGGGCCGUUAAUUGAAAUGCUGAAGAGAUUUUCCUGAACUGCAAAUUGUUGUGUCUUUUUGAACCAGACUAAAUAAUUGUAUAAUGGCACUGUAGUACAGUGGUAAAAAUAUGAUUGCCCUAAAAUGUAGUAAAGCUGCAAACAUCAAUCUUUAUAUAUUUAUUGAAUCGCCAUUUCUGUUUUGUAGCAUUUUACUUGUAAUUUGGUGCCUUUUUGUCUGUAUUUUGCCUUCCUUCAGCAUUUUCCAUUAUAAAAUGCACAACAGGAAAGAUAGCUGCUGCUCGAAGAGCUUGUAAUAUAUAAAUUUAUCUUCUAUUUCAAAUUACAAAGUAUAUUAUAUAUAAAUAUAUGUAUGCGUGUGUGUAGCUAUUUCUUUAGAGUCCUUAUCACUGUAAUUUUUCAGGGCAAUGUGCACAUUCAGCCAUGUCUUGUGAAUUUGAAUUAAGAAAUCUAAGCUUCAGUACUUGCAUCUUGUCACUGACAAACAUUUCCAACGUUACAAUUGCAUUGAAUUUCUAAAGCCUUGGGAGGUUCACUUUUGCUCAGAAUGAUGAUUUUCUCACUCUCUCACUUGCAUAACUUUAAUCUUCAUAAUGAAUUAUUUAUGAUGGCACCACAUAGCUAUUUGACAGGAUUAGUUCUGCCGAGUUGCCCUUAAGCUUCCAACAAAAUGUUUCUUUAUUCUUGGAAUUUUUAAGUUUAAAUUGUACAGGACUAUCAGUUUUUCCUUAAAUGAUAAUCAAGGGUAGUACAGCUUAAUCUCUUCAUUAAGCCUGUAUGUGCCAAAUUUCAACAGCACACACCUGCCUUUUAUUUGUUUUUGUUUUUUGUGUUUUUUUUUUCCCAACAUCAAUGGUUUGUUUUUAAAAAGCUGCUUUCUAACCACAUACUAUUUACACUGUGAUGUGGACUUAGUUGUGCAUUUAUGCACAUGUAGCCCAUAUGCUGAAGCCUGUAUAAGUUAGACCCGAUCCCCAAUAUGUAACAUCUCUGUUUGCCAUAACAAGUCACUGCAGACAUUGUAUGAAUGAUCAUCUUAAUAGCAUGGCAUACAAUUUGCAUUUUGAAUGUUUUGGCCAAAUGUGGACUAUCAAAUAUUUAUUGUGACACACUGGUUUUGCUGCAAGAGUACUAUUUUCAGUAACAAUUGUAUUUGUGUAAUAAAGUGUUUGCAAAGCAUCA